Charadrius vociferus (killdeer) is the source of this 433-nucleotide messenger RNA. Its product is annotated as prolyl-tRNA synthetase associated domain-containing protein 1. The coding region runs from base 14 to 433 and encodes 139 amino acids. Lineage: Eukaryota; Metazoa; Chordata; Aves; Charadriiformes; Charadriidae. The transcript has a single exon. The record is from RefSeq and is a predicted model, not a curated record. Gene Ontology annotation, molecular function: aminoacyl-tRNA deacylase activity.
CACUGUUGAAGAAAUGAUGCCCCACGUCCAACACAUGAAAGGAGGUCACAGUAAAAACCUGUUUCUUAAAGACAAAAAGAAGAAAGGGUUCUGGCUGGUGAGCGUUUUGCAUGACAGACAAGUCAAUUUAAACGAUCUGGCUAAAACCCUGGGUGUUGGAAGCGGAAACCUACGAUUUGCUGAUGAAAAUGCCAUGCUGGAAAAGCUAAAAGUGGGCCAGGGCUGUGCGACACCCCUUGCCCUGUUCUGUGACCAGGGAGACGUGAGGUUUGUGCUGGAUGCUGGAUUUCUGGAAGGUGGCCAUGAAAAGGUGUAUUUUCAUCCAAUGACAAAUUCUGCAACCAUGGGCUUAAGCCCCGAUGACUUUUUGAAGUUUGUGAGAUCAACAGGCCAUGAUCCCAUCAUCGUACAUUUCGAUGAAGACGUUAACUAG